AUGGGCACAAAAGCAGGGCGCGGGAAGGGCAGCGCCGAUCACAGCAGGUCCGGACAGACAUUGGCUGGCGGCAGUGACGAGGUUGUGGGCCAAAAGGGCCAAAGCAAAACGGCUGGCAGUAUCAGCAGCCGCUGCGAUGCAGCCGUAUAUACUCUCGUGGCCGAGACUCGAAAUUCUCUCUCGACCGUCGUACUUUUUGCUUCUCCAACCACAGCCUUUGCAUCUGUCAUCGGUUCGCGCAGCCUGGACGCUGCCCGGACUCUCUUCGACAAGCGCGACACCACCUACCACAGCUCGCUGUUACAGGACGACCGUCGUCUCUCGGGCCGCUCGCAAAGCAACACCAACUAUCUGCCGGCACAGAUCGGAGGGCUCGUCGGGGCUUACGCAGCCAGCCUGGUCGUCGUUGCGGUGCUCAUCCUCCUGCUUUCGAAGCGACGACGAGAGCAUCUCGACACGGGUGACGGCUUUCUCUACUUUGAGAAGACGAUCGGACAGCCUACGCCGGAGACGCUGCAGCUGCAGGACAUUGAGGUCCCGUACGCAGUUCGGACCCCGUUAGCGCUGCAGACGGAUUUCGGAUCAGCCAGCAAGACAUACGUGCAGCCGCCUUCGUGUGGGAGUGUGAUUCGCGGAGUGCCCGGCAUCGAUCCGUUUGUGGACCAGGAGGUUGUCUCGGCCGACAGAGAGAUGGCACAGUCACAGCUGGAGGAGAUGUACAAGCACGUGAUGGAGCAAGAGGAGGCCAAAGCAGCGGGCCUUGUGCUGGAAGAGCCACCGUCACCGCUGAGUCCGGUGUCCAAGGCGGGACAGAACAGCGUGGUUGUGGCAGAGAGUAGUCACGUGACAGCGGACAGCAAGCACCGCAAGGGGCUGUCGAGCGUGUCAUCAUCGAUGCUGCUGCGUCGGGAGAAGGGCAAGCCGCAAGGGCUGACGCUGAAUCUGGCGGGCAGCAGCAGCAGCGGCAAAGAGGAGCCGCGCAAGGAGUCACGGACGGCGUCUCUGCUGUCGGCGCUCAAGUCGCCACGGCGAAAGAAGGCGGCGAUGCAGGGCGUCAACAUCUCGGCGCCGAUCAUGACGCCCAUGUCGGGGACGUUUCCACGUAGCGGCCUGGAGAGCGAGGAGCUCGGCGCGAUCCCGCCGCGACACUACGCACCGGCAGCACCACCGGUGCCGCCGACACCCGACAUAUCGCCCCGAGGCAUCGACCAACGACUCGGCAUGGGCAUCGUGACGACCAAUCUGGACAGCCAGGGACAGACAGACCCCGACUCGGCGGUGUCGCAAGACUCGACCGCACCACUGGUCGGACUGCCGACAUCACCGAAGCCAGGCGUCUCGCGGUUCCCGUCGCUGGCCUCGCUGCCGACCUCGCCGCGGGCAAGCGGAUUCGCGCGGGCCAACGCGCCGUCUGCUGUGCGAACGGGUGGCACGCUGCCGCUGCGGGCCUACCAGCCGUCGAUCUCGUCGCCGUCAUUUGCGACGCACAACCAGACCAAGCAGACGGUGUUCGAGCGCACGAUGCCGCCGACGCCCGGCGGCGCCCAGACGCCGUGGACCGGAGCACCGGUGCCGUACUCACCCUAUCAGCCCUUCUCGCCCGUGAUCCCGAUGACACCCAGCCUCGUGACCAGGGCUGACCGCAAGCGGAUGAAGCGGCUCGAGCCCAAGACGCCGACGAUGGAGAUGGUCCGUAGCAUCGACGACACGUGGUGA
Messenger RNA from Grosmannia clavigera kw1407, 1716 nucleotides. RefSeq lists its product as uncharacterized. The coding region runs from base 1 to 1716 and encodes 571 amino acids. The record is from RefSeq and is a predicted model, not a curated record. Lineage: Eukaryota; Fungi; Ascomycota; Sordariomycetes; Ophiostomatales; Ophiostomataceae. The transcript has 2 exons.